Molecule: messenger RNA, 2869 nt
Organism: Astrephomene gubernaculifera
Lineage: Eukaryota; Viridiplantae; Chlorophyta; Chlorophyceae; Chlamydomonadales; Astrephomenaceae
Source: the annotation of a GenBank genome assembly
AGAGUAAAGAUUGCAACUGAUACCGUUUAGGACCAAUGUCGGUAUUGACCAUAUGGCGAAGCUCCUCUUUCCGACUGGAAAAUUUUUGAACGUUGCGCGCGGCACGCUUCGGCCCUUAGGUCGCGCCGAUGUUGCUCGGUAUGCAGAGGCGGUUACUGUAUCAAGGGUGCAGUGCGUCGUAAGCGCCACAACGGACAAGGGCCAUCCGGCACUGAAACUUACAAGUCAGGGCUCCCAAAAUCCGACACUAGUUCUGUCUAAACAGGAGCCGCAUAAUGAACUAAGCCAGGGCCAGUCUGCGCUCCUUGGUGACGGCGAAGCCUUCAGCCUCAUCUGCACCCGCCCCGACCUCGCCAUUCGAGUUGAAAUGGACCCCGCUGACCUGCAACCCGAGUCGCGGCCGGAGCCUGACGCGUUAGCGCACCCCAUCACCCCCACCGCAGCAACUACCAGCCCCUCAAAAGCCGCUGCACCAGCCGAAGCCCCCUCCUCCGGCGACAUUCAAGACGAGGACAAGCUGCCUUCCUCCCCCUACGCCUCAGAUGACGGAGGCGCAAGCCCGGGUAGACCCACGCGACCGCGCCACCUUCCAACAGCCGCAGCCGCCUCCGCACCUGCUGCGGGUACAGCUGCGGGUACAAACUCAGCAGCGAGCUCACCCGGCGAGGAGGCGCCCGCAGCAGCAGGGGACACACCAGGGCCCUCCAGGGGCGGCCAGGGGCGCCGCAGCAGCGGUGGAGGCGGAGGCGGUGGAGGCGCCGGCAGCGCGCGCGGUGUCGGGAACGACAAGCCGCCGGCGGCGACGCGGCCGCCGGUAGUGCUGCUGUUGGCUGGGUUGCCUGGAUCGGGCAAGAGCACGUUCAGCCGACUUCUGAUGGAGGCCUCCCCGAUUGCAUGGGUGCACAUCAACCAGGAUGCCAUCCGCAGCGGCGGGCGCCCGGGCAGUCGGGAGCAGUGCAUCACGGCGGCCAAGGCGGCCCUGGCCCAGGGCGCGUGCUGCAUCAUUGACAGGUGCCACGGCGAUGCGCAGCAGCGCAGCUCCUUUCUAGCCCUGGCAGCCGAGCGGGGUGUGGCAGCGCACUGCGUGGCACUGCAGCAGCCGCCGGAGCUCUGCGCGCGCCGCGUGGCAGACCGCACGGACCACCCCGGCGGUGUGCAGGGUAACGGCGGCAAGCGGGUUGUGUACCAGAUGGCCAAGCAGCAGCAGGUCGGCAACAGCUGGCCGCCUGCCUGCUCGGAGGGCUUCGUCUCCAUCAUGGAUUGCAAUAACGAUGCAGACGCCGCCGCGGCGGUAGCUGCUUGGGCUCUGUACGGCAGAGAGGAGCCAGCAGCUUCCUCGGCGGCAGCUACGACGGCAGCCGAAGCCGCUGCCGGCGCAGCGCAUGGGUCAGCGCAAGUGACCCAUGGGUCAGCUCGGGCGCCGAGCGGCAGUAAGAAGCAGAGAUACCUAGCAGAAGCGGCGAGGACGCUAGCUGCAUGGGAGGCACAUGCCGGGAAGCGCAAGCGGCCGUCGGCGGGCAUUACGGCAUUCUUCAAGCCGGCAGCAGCGGCCGCUGGGUCGGGCAGGAGUGCGGCAGCAGCGGCUGCGGCUGGUGCGGGGACCGCGGCACCUGCGGCGUCUGCAGCACCUGCGGCGAAGGCAGCUGCUGGGCGGGCUGGUGCCGGUGCUGCUGGCACAACCGCCGCGGCGAAGCUGGUGGGGAAGCGGCCGGCAAGCCCCGUGCCGCUUGCUGCAGCAGGCAGCCCGAAGCGGCGGGCGGUGGGGGUGCAGCCCGGAGGAGCGGAAGAUGCCGGUGGGGCAGUGGUGGAGCAGAAGAAGAAGCAGAGCUGCGACAAGCCACAGGAGGGCACAGCAGGUGCGCGAGAGGCAGGGACAAGCAGUCCGGCAAGUCAGCCCGGCGGCGAUAGCGGCGCAGGCGCAUCCGGCCGUAACGCCUUCUCAGUGCUGAUGGCUUCGGCGACGCGCAACGCAAGGGAUGGUGGGCCGGCCGGUGCCGGUGCUGCGAACGCCAGCAGCAGCAAGCACCCAAGCGAUUUGGACACGGCUUCGGACAAACGGUUCAAGCUGACCGCACCUUGGGCGCAGCACCUGAGGAAAGUGGCCUUAAGCCCGGAGGACUCGGGCCAGAAGAUAUUCCACAAGGACGACCAGGUGAUCCUAAUUGCCGACGCCUACCCGAAGGCGCGGCAUCAUGCCCUGGUGAUCGCGCGCGACCCCUCGCUGAGGAGCAUUACCGACUUGCGCGCGCGGCAUGUCCCGCUGCUGUCACAUAUGCGCCGGGUAGCGGAGGAGUGGGUGCGUGACCAGCGCAAGCAGGACCCCGAGACCGCAGCAUUUAAGCUUGGCUUCCAUGCUGUGCCGUCGAUGUGCCAACUUCACAUGCACGUUGUGUCCCAGGACUUCGACUCCCCGUCCCUCAAGAACAAGAAGCACUGGAACAGUUUUACCACACCCUUCUUCAUCCCAUUUGACAACUUGGAGCGAGAGCUGGUUGCGCAAGGCCGGCAUACACCGAUCAGCCCAGACGAGGAGAAAGAGCUGGAGACCCAGGAGCUUCGAUGCCACGGUUGCAGCAAAGUGCAAAAAUCAUUGCCUGAGCUUAAGCAACACAUUGUAGCGUGUGGCGCUGUGAAGGGGUUGGUUGGCUUGUGAGGUCAUAGAAGGGAGUUGCAUGGCCAUCUACCAUUACUUGCAUCCUGUAUACAUACAACAGUUUCCUGUUGUUGUGUGAUGUUGACGUGAUCAAUAGACGUGCGUAGUUUGGUGUUCGGCAUGGGGAGUAGCAGCUACGAAAGCAACAGCUGGCAGGUUCCGGGGCCGCAAUAGAGGCUGCAAUAAAUACACAAAUCAACUCCUCGUCUUGUUCUC